Messenger RNA from Topomyia yanbarensis, 1300 nucleotides. RefSeq lists its product as uncharacterized. The record is from RefSeq and is a predicted model, not a curated record. Lineage: Eukaryota; Metazoa; Arthropoda; Insecta; Diptera; Culicidae. The transcript has 2 exons. The coding region runs from base 106 to 1290 and encodes 394 amino acids. Gene Ontology annotation, cellular component: nucleus. Gene Ontology annotation, biological process: positive regulation of Notch signaling pathway.
ACGUGGGUUUAUAUGUUAUGACAUAUGUUGCCGAUUUGAAUAUCGUGACUUGGUGUAUAUUUUGGUUAAUUUUAUAAAUAUUUUUACAUCUAAUCUUGUACAAAAAUGGAAUUGUGGAACAAACGAGAUUUAGCUCCCCCCGUGCUGAUUACGUUUAAGUGCAAGACGAAACACUGUAAAGAAGAUAUUCGUGCCCUAUGCACGGCUCUAUCCACCGCGUUAAGAUACUUCGAAUCGCUACAAUCGUUCGAAAAGGCAGCCGCAUACGUUUCCCGUUUUUCGAUCCGAUGGAACAAUCGGUUCUACAAUAUGCACGGUUUCCGUUUGCUCAAACGGCUUAACCAAGCUUUACUUCGCUUUCGCAGUGUGGACAUUGUUCGCGUGUUGACCGACCUUGUCAGUAUGAUGCCCGAUGUAAACUAUCUGGAGAAAACAGUGGACUUGCCAACGAGAGCCAGCUUGGAUUUUCUACUGAUACGUCUUCAAGGCCUAGCAAAACUGUUCUUCAGGAUUGUUGUUCUAUCAAAAGAUGCUGCCAAAUACUAUAUAAGAUUUAUAUCGGCGUGUUAUUUCUUUAACCUUAGUUCGAUGUUUUUGUGCUUGUUAGCGGAAAUAUGGUACAAAUCUAGAGAUAUAUGUCAACAAAUAGGGAAAUUCUACAAUCAGCUGUUUCCGCUUCGAAUGUUACUAGCUGAUGACGGGAACGAGUGGCCUUCGAAAGGUGCUGCGGCGUUGCCUGAUAAUUUAGUGGCGUGGAUGGGCGAUGAUUGGACUGAGGAAAUUGUGAUAAGGGAGGAUCAAUCGACAGUACUUAAUCUGCGGCCUGGUACUGACCUGUUCCUGUUGCUAACUGGCGAGGAAGAGGAUCUUUCUAGUAGCAGAAAGAUAGAUGCUCGCAUUGACUCGAAAGUUUCCGCGACGAAGGAUUCCGCAACAUCGCUUCCCAGGACGAUUUUAAUGCAAAAUAUCAAAUCUGAUAUCGGUGAGGUAGUUGUUCGGCAAACAAAGAAACCGAAGGAAAAACAGAUCGACUGGCGACCAGUGGAACGUCUGAAAUCAAAGUUUGACGUGAAAAAGUUCUUGGAGGAGGAAAAACAAAAACGCAAACAAGAUCUGCCACGCGCACUAACCAGUAAAGUGAAUUCCGCAGCUUUCAAUGCUUUUGCGUCCAGUAUGAUGAGGGAGAGCGGCAAAAUGUCCACUGGGGACUACGUGAGAGUUUUCACGGAAGAGCUAGAAGCUCUAGUGGGUAAAAAGAAAACCAGUUCCAAAAAGCAAAUAAAACGAUAAUUUGAAACAA